CUGAUGUUACGUGUGUUUCGGUGUUUGGAGAACCCGCCUAUCAACGUUACUACUGCUGCGAUUGGCAGAAUGAGUGUGGGCUUCAUCGGUGCGGGCCAGUUAGCUCACGCUCUGGUAAGAGGCUUCUCGGCUGCAGGCGUGAUUGCCACUAACAGAAUCACAGCCAGUUCUCCAGACACAGAUCUCCCCACCGUGAUGCAGCUGCGGAAACUGGGUGUGAACCUCACCACCAGCAACAAGGAGACAGUGAGCAGAAGUGAUGUCCUCUUCCUGGCUGUGAAGCCCCACAUCAUUCCUUUUGUACUGGAUGAGAUUGGACCUGAUAUAGAGGACCGUCACCUGAUUGUGUCCUGUGCUGCAGGGGUCACCAUCAGCUCUAUCGAGAAGAAGCUGCAGCAGUACCGCUCCUCUCCAAAGGUGAUGCGCUGCAUGACCAACACUCCUGUUGUGGUGCGCGAAGGUGCAACCGUCUAUGCCACAGGCACGCACGCCGAUGUGGAGGACGGGAAGCUCCUGGAGCAGCUGAUGGCCAGUGUCGGCUACUGUACUGAAGUGGAAGAGGACCUGAUUGAUGCUGUCACUGGGCUGAGUGGCAGUGGCCCUGCCUACGCAUUCACAGCCGUCGAUGCUCUCGCUGAUGGUGGUGUGAAAAUGGGCCUGCCCAGGAGACUGGCUGUACACCUCGGAGCUCAAGCCCUACUGGGAGCUGCUCGAAUGCUGUUGGACUCAGAGCAGCACCCCGGGCAGCUUAAGGACAACGUUUGUUCACCAGGGGGCGCCACUAUACACGCUCUUCAUGUCAUGGAGAGUGGGGGCUUCCGCAGCCUCCUCAUUAAUGCUGUGGAGGCCUCAUGUGUAAGAACUAGUAGGCUGGCUGAGCACGGGGAUUUCCUCAUUUGCUUGUUUGUAGGCGGAGAGUUUGUCACUUUCACAAGCAAGCGCCGAGAGGCUAGAGUUUGCCUGGACGUUUGGUGUGCUGUCCACCGUGUCGCGGCGCUUCUGGUUGGUUUUUUCAACUCGUGCGCUCCUCGCUGGUCAAACCUGCUGCUUCAUCACCUCGCUGUGCAAAGGAGCAAGCGCGAGCCGAGCCAGCGGUUUAGCGAGACCAGAACAGCUAGAAGAACAGGUGGACGCAGCUCUCGUGGCAUGACUACCACAAACAAGGGAAACAAGGCCUUAAAGGUGAAGCGGGAGCCCGGGGAAAAUGGCACCAGCCUAACGGACGACGAGCUGGUGACCAUGUCGGUGCGAGAACUGAACCAGCAUUUACGAGGGCUGUCGAAAGAAGAAAUCCUGCAGCUGAAACAGCGGCGCCGCACCCUGAAAAACCGCGGCUACGCCGCCAGCUGCCGAGUGAAGCGCGUCACCCAGAAAGAGGAGCUGGAAAAGCAAAAGGCUCAGCUCCAGCAGGAGGUGGACAAGCUGGCCACGGAGAACGCCAGCAUGAAGGUGGAGCUGGACGCUCUGCGCUCCAAGUACGAGGCCCUCCAAAGCUUUGCCAGGACUGUGGCGCGCAAUCCUGUCACCUCCGCAAGGGGACCUAUGGCCUCUGUGAUAGGGCCCCUCAUCCCUGGUAAAGUAGCUGCCACCAGCGUCAUCACCAUCGUCAAAUCCAAAACGGAGGCUAGGUCGUAGUAGCAGCGGCUGGAGGAGGAUUCUCAUGGCUUAACUAGUCAGUGCAUUCUAACAGGCCAGGAUCUGUUGUGUAAGUUCUCAGUUUUCCUUUGGCACUAACGGUAUGCUUCCCAGCUCACUUCCAAAAGUGGGAAUCAGCAGCGUGUGCUGGCCAGCAGUGGAGGUGUAUGUGGUUGUGUUAGGGUAGUUAUUAACUGGCCCCAAACUAGGACUGUUGUUACGUCGUUGCUUUUGAAAAAUAGCGCAGAUACUGCGCAUAUCUACUUAAGACUCAUAAGUCUUUUUUUUUUAUUGGAAUUUGAUGAAUCUCAAAGAUGUUUAUAACCAGUUAAAUAUGAUUUGUAGAUGUUAUUCCUCUCCUAGACACCUGCCGGAGGAAAAGCAAGCCCAGAUCUUACUACAGAAGGCCCUCUGCUCGUUACUCUGCACUGACUUUAAGAAGAAAUGGCAUUUGGUCACAUUAUUGGUUUAAAUGCUCCAAGUCUUCAAAACAACCUGACUAAUCCCAAACUAGUCAAUCAAUCUAAUUCCUUAUAUAUUUUUUUCAGGGUUGUUCAUGAAGACUAUAGGCAUGAAAAUAUGCCCCCAAACCUAGCAUUCUGUUUUUGUUUAUGCAUCCAUGACGGGCUUCAGUGAAGUUGUCAUUAUCAACAUGACUGGUAGAUGCAAUAAUAUAAAUGUAUGCACUGAAAACACAAAGAGAUCUUGCAUAUUUAUGGUGAAUAGAAAAUGAUCAGCAGUUCUUAGAAAUAUUGUUCCAGAGCUGAAUGCCAUUCUAGUAUGACAAGAUUCCUCUACAAUAUCCGAAAACCUGAAUGUUACCACAGUAAUAUCCUAUGUUUUGUGGGUACAGUGGAAACCACAAACAUUUUGAGAUGUUGUUUUUGCUCAUAAAGAAAAUGUGUUGUUUUUCUUUAAAUGGGAUGAGUGUAUAUAUAUAUAUGUAUAUAUAUAUAUAUAUAUAUAUAUACAUACAUAUAUAUACAUGUCCCGUACAGAAUCUUUUUUUGGAAUAACUUGUUAACAAGGCCGUGUCAUAUAUUUCCAAAAGAAAGUCUUUACACAAGCUUUACUGUUGUUAAGGUGUAGAAAACUUUGUCUAAUGUUGAGUUCUUGGUUUUUAUUACUAGGUAGAAUAACUUCCAUUGUUUAUAGAAAUACAGAAAAAGAAAAUUGGGGAAAAAAAAGAAAAAAAAAUCCUGUGACAUCCUUUUUGCAAUUGUACCGAAAGUGGCUUACUAUUGAAGUCUGAUAGCUUUUUCUAGUAAAUAGGCGCGUACAGUGGGGUAGCGCGUGACGUGACGUGUAAGUGACAAGUUGACAGUGUCGUUCACUGUAUAGAUGUCAAUGCUGUGCUAUUUAAAACAAUUCUGUAGAGCUAAAAUAGAUGGUGUAAACAAGGUCAAUUGUCUUUGUGCGUUUUGGCAUCUGUGAUAUCCUCUGCUUCCUCGGUGUUAGUUACAGAUCAUAUUGUCAUUAAGAGUUUACCACAUAGAGCGGUGUUGGACAGAAAUUGGUAAAAUGGCAUCGGAGAACAUUAACUCUGAGGACUUUUAAAGUUUAAAGGGAUAGGGGAUCAAUCGUUGCAGCUGAUAUUCGAUGCCUUCUAAACACACCUUUCCUCGCUUGGAAUUGACUUCAUUUUAGGGAAGAAUUCAUUAUCAUUCCAACCACUUACUUGCAGAAAGAAUUUCCCUUAAAAUGCAGCUUUACAGUUUAUCUGUGGAUACGUUUCUUGACAAAGCAGUUUGAUAAGACUACGACGUGAAUAUUGCGCAAAUGACCUUGAGGGGAAAGCACCCCGGGGUGCGGUAGGGUUUCUACGUAUGCACUAAGCUCCUGCUUGUUUUGCUCAGGACAAAACAGGCCAAUAGGAAUGAACAAAUCUUUCUGAGAUGAAAAGCAAAGAAGCAGGGAUGGCAGCUCUUUACUCUUUGGUUGUUGUUGGUUGUUGUUUUUUUUUUUUGGUCCCUCUCUUUCUUUCCCUAUUUCAAGCAUGUCAUUAAAGGGCUUCAAUCCACACUCAGAAACAGCGCGACCAUGUAGAAUUACAAUCAUCACAGCUGCCAGCAGCGCUUCCUCCGUGCCAAGUGUUGUAUUGCUUCCCCACUCCUCUGAAAGGAGUCUGCCGCACACCUCAAGGUGAA
Menidia menidia (Atlantic silverside) is the source of this 3782-nucleotide messenger RNA. The record is from the annotation of a GenBank genome assembly. Lineage: Eukaryota; Metazoa; Chordata; Actinopteri; Atheriniformes; Atherinopsidae.